This is a messenger RNA of Humulus lupulus (European hop), 1560 nucleotides long. RefSeq lists its product as uncharacterized. Lineage: Eukaryota; Viridiplantae; Streptophyta; Magnoliopsida; Rosales; Cannabaceae. The transcript has a single exon. Bases 1 to 1560 code for a protein of 519 amino acids. Gene Ontology annotation, molecular function: catalytic activity. The record is from RefSeq and is a predicted model, not a curated record.
AUGGUAAAUCCGGGGAUGUUACUGGUAGCUCUUCUAAUGGAUAAGUGUCCUAUCUUGAGUUGGAAUAUAAGGGGGUUGAACAAGGUGAAUAAACAAAUUUCAGUCCAAGAAAUGCUUAGGAAGAAUAAGAUUGGUAUUAGUGGCUUACUGGAAACUAAACUUCGAGGUAAUAAAAUAGAUGAGUUUAUGGGACAUCGAUUUCCUAAUUGGGACUAUUUUUCCAGCCCAAAUACUGAAGGAAGACUGUUAAUUCUUUGGCGGAAGGGAAUAGCUAAGGUGAGUAUAUUGGAAGACUCUUCUCAGCUGGUUCACUGUCAGGUUAAGUUGAUUGGUCUCCAGAAUAUUUUCUAUGUUACGUUCGUGUAUGGAUUUAAUUCAGUUGAAAGUAGGAGGAGCCUUUGGUAUAAUCUAGCUCGCAUUUCUCUUACUAUUAAGGCUUGGCCGGUUCUUGGGGAUUUUAAUGCCCCUUUUUCAGGGGAUGAUAGGUCUGGUGGCUGCUCUAUAUCUAGUGUUGAAUUGGUUGAUCCUAUAGGCUGGAAAACUAAUGCUAAAAUGGAAGCUAUCAAAAGUACGGGUUCUUAUUUUACUUGGACAAACAACCAAGAAGGAUUAGCUAGGAUCUUCUCCAAAAAUGAUCAUGCUCUCAUUAAUGAAGAGUGGCUGGAUUAUUUUCCGAACUGUUUGGCUGUGUUCAAUUGGGACGUGGUGUCGGAUCAUUGCUCUUGUAUAGUUUCUAUCAUUCCUUUGGAGACUAUUGGAACAAAACUAUUCAGAUUUUAUAACUUUUGGGCUAGUCACCCUGAGUUUAUUCAAGUGGUGUUGAAUAGUUGGAGAGUCCCCGUUCAUGCUGCUGGGUUGAAGGCGAUUUUUUCCAGACUUAUUCGUCUGAAGCACAGGCUUAGGCAGCUUAAUAGGGACAGGUUUGGUGAUAUUGGUUCUAGCUACCAUUCGGCUAUGGAAGCUUUUCAAGCUGCCCAACUUCAGGCUCAAGAAAAGCCUCAAGACCUUCAUUUGCAGGAGGUUGUCAAAUUAAGAGCUGCUGAGUUUCAUUACCAAGAAAAUAUUUAUCAUAGUUUUCUUGUCCAGCGUAGCAAAAUAAAUUGGAUCAGGCAGGGUGAUAUUAAUUCCUCAUUUUUUCAUGCGUUCCUGAAGAAGAGGAAAGCUGAGAAUUCCAUUACUUCUUAUAUUAAUGAUCAUGGAGUUUUGAUAGAUGACUUUAAGGAGGUGGUUAGCCACUUUGUUGAUCAUUUUCAGAGCCAUUUGGGCAGUUCCAGUAUGGCCUCAGGAUUAGUGGAUCAAAGGUGUAUGGUCUUAGGCUCUAAGCUUUCUAUAGAGGAGCAACUUUAUCUCUUAAAGCCUUUCUCAGUCAAGGAAAUAAAAGCAACUUUGUUUAGUAUUCCUAGCUCUAAUAUCGCCUGGUCCAGACGGGUAUGGGUCUGGUUUUUUCAAAUCAGUGUGGAAGCAUAUAGGUCAGGACAUCUGCGCUGUAAUCACUCAUGGCUUCACCACAGACUAGUUUCCUCAAGAGCUGCACGAAACCUCCCUGUCCCUGAUACCUAA